Messenger RNA from Exaiptasia diaphana, 4181 nucleotides. RefSeq names its product NACHT, LRR and PYD domains-containing protein 3. Bases 814 to 3951 code for a protein of 1045 amino acids. NCBI's taxonomy places the organism in Eukaryota, Metazoa, Cnidaria, Anthozoa, Actiniaria, Aiptasiidae. The transcript is spliced from 9 exons. The record is from RefSeq and is a predicted model, not a curated record.
UGUUCAGUUGCGGUUAAGGUUUUUUUCUGCAGGCUCGUUUUCUUAACUUUAUUUUGAUGCAUGUUUCGUUUAAUGCGUAGUCGCGUUUCAAAACCCAACUCGUCCAAUCUUGUUGGUACAUCCAACAUUUUGUUGUAUUGCCUCCAUGUCUACAUUGACGAGGCUGAGCUGACAGACAGAAAGAAUGUGAAAUGCUGUUCCAGCAGCAGCCAUUUUACCCCAGUUUCCAUUUCUCUGUUUAAUUUGAAUGUCAUUCUCAUCGGAUUGUCAUCAUAGACAACUGUUUGAUGCGUACUGGUGGCUGUCGCUAUUGGUUCACUAGACACCCCUCCCCUCAGUAUACCAYAAAUAUUACAUCAUUUUGAACCAAUAUCCGAACCUGCCAGCCUCGAUGCCAGGCGCAUUUCAUGCCGUGACAAAUAGAGCCUUUGUGUGCGAAUCCGAUUUUUAGAUAGCUAAAAAAUGUUGGAUGGUGUUUGUGACAUCCACUGAGAUUUGUUAUUUGGACUACGCAGUCGACAAACUAGUGUGUUCGCCGGGAACAGUCUGCGAAGGAAGAUGCUUGGAUUUUCUGGGAAUCAUUGAAACAGGAAGCCCGAUCAUGCUGUUUCUUCUUGUCAGCGGUGUACAUCUCGCUCGUUAGGUCAUUUGUGGAUUCGGGGAUCUAACACGAAAGGUUUGAAGUUCUGCUGACAUAGACCGAAACGAUCCUUUUUAUCGGAGAUGUCAUUGAGUUUCGCUGCACAAAGAUCCUGAGCUUAAAGCAAUCGACGUGCUGUUCAAUACUUCGACCGUUCAAAGGCAGCAACUACCAUGGCUAGUGGUAUCUCUCUCUCAACYAAAGAAAGAACCAACUUCACUCGAUUGUGUAGACUUCUAAUCGAUGGCGGCACGCGUGCUGUGCGAGAUGUCUUCGACUCCAUCCAUCCCCCGACAAAYCUACACACGGCAUUAAACAAUCCAACAGUCUUUAACACAUUGAAGGGMCUUAGAUCAAAGAGGAUCAUCAACCMACAGCAAUGGCAAAAGCUAUAUCCUAGUACAACUGGUACCGUGACAUCAUCGGGAUUCGACAUAACACUACUGAUUGUACUACUGAGGAACAUCUGCGGCCUCUCUCCUCCCUCGACGGGAUGGGACCGCCUUCCAGCGGCCUCAGAUASCAGUGUAGAAGCCGACUUGGCCCGUAUCAAAUAUUAUAGAAAYAAUCUUGUCGCGCAUAUUGCAGACACAUCGAUGAGUGAUGCCGAUUUUGAGACGUACUGGGUUGAGAUUAAGGACUGUUUGGUACGGCUUGGAGGUUCCGUAGGCUCCRCCUAUGAUGAAGAAAUCCAGAGACUUAAAGUUGGAUCCUUGGAUGCAGCGGAAGAGACAAAUUAUGUUAAAUUAUUACAAGAUUGGGAAAACAGUGAAAGGGAAUUAAAAAUGGAGCUUAAAGACGCCGAAGAUAGAUUGUCAGAGAAGAUUGGCAAAGCGCAACAUGGAAUUGAAGAUAAAUUACAGCAAACUGAGAMGAGAAUUGUUGAAAAACUURAUGACAUGGRUCUCAAAUUGAAGGAAGCUGUAGYRUGUCCUGAUAGCGAUCAUAAAAAAUCUGAAGACACUUCUACUAUUGUCUACAAUGUAGCUAUCAGUGGACGUGCUCAAGUAGCUGUGGGCCCGAACGCUUCUGUAAUAAAUGUCGAUGGUAAAACAAAACAGCGAGACGUAAAAGACAAACGACUACCGCGAGAACGUUCAUCGCUGCUGAAGGCUUCCACCAARAGACAAACGGAGUUCCAACACAAGUUAGUGGCAUCCCACAUGAUUUCCAGCGUCAGAACAGACGAYAUCUUCACYAACCUCGUAUUACAACAUGGAMGAAAAUCACUGGGAAGGCGUGAUUUGAACGAGUCGAGACGAGAACAGCUCAACUGGUACAGCAAGGUGCAUGGGGUUCCUUUGGAAAGGUGUGAAGAAAUAUUCACCAGUAGAGAAACCCAACCGCACUACAUCCUAGUCGUUGGUAAAGCAGGCAUUGGUAAAUCGAUAUUUUGUGAGAAGAUCACUAGAGAUUGGGCCUGCCAGAGGCUAUUCCAGCAUCCACAGUCCAGUAAUCCAAUUCMWGAAUUUCCAUUCGUCUACCUUCUGACAUUUAGACAGUUAAGUUCACUUGGCAACGAGUUAUUUAAUCUUCAAGAUAUAUUAAAUCGUUCUCCUUUAUUGGACGAAAAGUCUACCAUCGAUAGGGAUCUCUUUKCGUACCUCGUCGAACACCCAGAAGACCUUCUAGUUAUCAUCGAUGGAUACGACGAGUUUGCGUACAGAGAACAGAUUGUCGGUGAUUACGAAGCGCAAUUCCCUAACGAUCCGAAAUCAAAGAUGCCCGUUGCUGUCAUGUGUAGUAAACUUGUUARAGGCAAGAUCAUGAGUGGGUUGACUUUGUUGGUGACGUCCAGACCAUCAGAAGCAGAUGAGUUGGGUAAUAUUGUCUUUGAUAAGUAUGUGGAGAUCGCUGGGUUUUCUCCCGMACAGGUAAAGGAAUACAUCGAAAAAUACUUCAAAAAUGAAGAUGAAAUGAAGAGCACUGUGCUUGAUCAUAUCAUGGCGAACGAGACCCUUGUAAGCUUUGCUCACAUUCCAAUUCUCUGUCGCUUGAUGUGUUGGUAUAUGGACUGGCACGUUCGUAACAAGAGCGAAGCUGAUCUCCCGGUCACUGUCACAGAUCUCUUCACAGAUGUUAUCGAAAUCUUUUUACAAAGGCAUCAUACAGAGCUGAAGCGUCAGUCGAACUGUGGCAAGGAAACUGUUAAUGCAAACUCAUUAUUGACUUUUUUUCGAAGGUCCAAUACUGGCUCCACAAACAGCGCCGAUAUUACGAAAUCCUCUUCAUCUCGUUGGAAGAACACAUUGGAAAAGUUAUCAGUUCUAGCGGCCACUUUGCUCUUGGGAAAAAAGCUCGCCUUUACUAUGGAUGAYAUGAGAAACACUGGGCUUCGGGAAGACGAGAUUGAGAACUUAAAAGCAAGUGGACUCCUUCACUGUGGUCCAGGGUUUCGCGAUACAGCAUUUAAAGUGAUUCAUAGUUUUUGUUUCACGCACUUGACGGUGCAGGAGUUUUUGACAGCCAACUGGUUUUACAAAGAAARGAGAAUGCCKACCAAAGGAAUGGCGGCUGGGAUGGUUGUACAGUUCAUGGCUGGUCUUGCUGCAAGAUGCAACGAUGUCAAGUUUCUAAAUAGAAUAGUCAAAUGGAUCAAGACUCUCAAGCAUCUGAGACGAGACCAGAAACAACUUUUGACAACAAAAUGUCUUUACGAGUUCAAAGAUCUKUCAGCUGCCAGGGCGAUAGUGACCACRCGCUAUUCCAGGUACUGUGACGAAGGAAGYGUGGUCUUYCUGGACAUUAAUGACGUCGACUGCGCGAUAAUAUCAUUCUUACUGGACAUUUUCACAUCUCUGAACAUUGACGCCAAUACCAAUUGCAGCUUUCCUUCACUCAAGCCUCAGAAAGCGCCUGACAUUCAUCAUUUGUACAUUGGAAUGUGCUUGAUUUCGCCGUUUGGUCUUCAAAGAAUAUGCACUUCUUUGAUGCACGAGUCCAGUACCAUYUCRCAGCUGAUACUUUUUGACUGUGGAAUCAACGAUGAUUGCGCUCAAUGCAUCUCGCAAUUAUUACUUAAUAGCAACAUCACCUUAUUAGGAAUGGGCGUUAAUCAAUUAACUGACCAAGGAUUUGAGCUUGUGCACAACGCUCUUGUCGAUAAGAAAUGUCGGUUAGAAAAGAUGUUUCUCSCUUAUAAUGAGAUUGGCGACAAGAGUGUAGAACUGCUYUCUGAGUCUUUGGUCAGUGGUUCUUGUAGGUUGAUAAUGCUUAAGCUCAAUAACAAUCAAAAUAUCACAGAUAAUUGCAGAUCUUUGAUUAAAGAAUUGGUCAAAAAACAUCGGCCUGACGUUGAACUUUUUGUGUAAGAUCGAUGGCCGACUGACAUACAAUACAAUAUCGAUCAGUGGAAAAAUGUCAUUCUUUGAGUCAAAAUAUAUGAUAGUGAGUUGCUAUAUGAUUUUGAAAUCAUAUUUUACAUUGUAAAAUAUUUAAUUAAGUACGAAGCUAAUAACUUAACACAUUGAUCUCAAGUGUUUAAAUGAAUGAGUAAACGAAUUAAUUAUGUAAAACCAGGGACGUGGGAAGAGAUAUCUCU